AUGUCGAGGAGCAGACAGAAUUCCUACGCUGACAAGAGGAGAAGGCCCUUGGAGUUCGCUGCAGGAGAUCAAGUCUUUCUCAGACUGAAUCCAACCACUGGAGUAGGCAGAGUUGUUCGUCCGAAGAAGCUAUCUCCCAAGUUCGUCGGACCUUAUCAAAUCCUAAGGAAGAUCGGACCAAUGGUGUAUGAGCUAUCAUUGCCUCCCCAGCUAUCAAAUCUUCAUCCAGUCUUCCAUGUUUCCCAAAUCUGGAAGUACAUAGCCGACCCCUCUCACAUACUGGAAUUAGAAGACGUUCGUCUUCGUCAAGACCGAACGCUGGAGAUGCAACCAGUUCGAGUUGAAGACAGUCGCACCAAGUACUACAAAAGGAAAGCUAUCAGAUUGGUGAAAGUGGUGUGGGAUGAGAAGAUGGGCGACUCUACAUGGGAAGUGGAGGAUGCCACGAGGGACUUGUAUCCUCACCUAUUUUCGGGUAAGUUUUAA
This is a messenger RNA of Vigna umbellata (rice bean), 486 nucleotides long. RefSeq lists its product as uncharacterized. The record is from RefSeq and is a predicted model, not a curated record. Lineage: Eukaryota; Viridiplantae; Streptophyta; Magnoliopsida; Fabales; Fabaceae.